CGAGACAGGAGGUAAGGGGCGAACACCUAAUACCUUUGCGGGAGAUGUGAGUAUCUAUAAGUAUCUGGAGGCAGUGUUAGAAAAAUGGCCGUGCUCCGAGGUCUCCUACACAAUCACUAACAGCAACUGGGACAGCGUCCCCAUCUGGACCGCCAUUACAGGGGAAAGGAUUGGAUAAGCAGGAGGGUGAGGAAAUCAGCAAGAACAGUAUGGAUACAUGUAAUGUUCCAGGUUCUAAUAAAGAUGUGAAAACCCACUUUAAAGUGUCCAGAUUUAUUAUAGAAGCAGGCGUAAAACUGGGAAUGCACUCUGUCCCUAUUGCAACUGCUUGUACUGUAUACCAUAAGUUCUUUAAAGAGACCAGCCUGGAGAAAUAUGACCCAUAUCUUGUGGCAAUGUCAGCAAUUUAUCUUGCUGGAAAGGUAGAGGAACAGCAUCUACGGACAAGAGACAUUAUUAAUGUGUGCCACAGAUAUCAAAAUCCUGGACACGAACCUCUUGAAGUAGACUCAAAAUUUUGGGAGCUGAGGGACAGCAUUGUGCACUGUGAAUUACUCAUGCUCAGGAUGUUAAAUUUUCGUGUGUCUUUCCAGCAUCCGCACAAAUACUUGCUCCAUUACCUUAUUUCUUUAAACAACUGGAUGAAUCGACACAGUUGGGAACGGACUCCCAUUGCUACAGCUGCCUGGGCUCUUCUCAGGGAUAGUUAUCAUGGCGACCUGUGCCUCCGACAUGAGCCACAGCAUAUUGCUGUUGCAGUGCUUUAUUUUGCGUUGCAGUGCUAUGGGAUAGAGGUCCCAAGCAAUAAUAAUGCUGAGACUUCGUGGUGGCAGGUUUUCAGUGAAGAUGUUACAGAAUUAACGAUCAACAACAUUAUAUCUGAUCUAAUAAAUAUUUAUACUAUGGAUACCGAAAUAGCCUGAAUGACCAGAAGAGACUUGGAAACUUGGUGUUUCUUUGGUAAUCUCUCAUUAUUUGCAGUGACUUUUAUUUUUGCCAUUGCGUUUAUGGAGAUAAAAAGGACAAACUCUGCUUCAGUCCACAUUGCAACCCACCCACACCCAAUGCAACGGUGCUUUGCUUUCUUAAAAGGGGAUGUAAAGUCAACGUGUAUAUGUAUAGAUUCUAGAAGGAACGCGAUCAUGGGAGAGGAAAGAAAGCUACAGAAACAAUUGCCUGCAUCUCAACACAGGUAAAGUUUUAACAGACCUAUAUUACAAAGUUUAAUUUAGUGCUAAGUAUCUAUAAAUGCACUUUUUAUUAAAAAAAUGACUUUACAUCCCCUUUAAAGUUGGUUUUUAUUAAUUAUAGUUUUUAAUUAUGUGUUUUGUUCUCCUCUUUGCAGCUUUCAAAUGGGGGUCACUGACCCCCCACAGCCCAAAAACUUUUGGCUUUGUGAAACUACAGAUUAAUUGUUAUUGCUAUUUUGCUUUCCCUUAUCCGGAAACCCGUUAUCCAGAAAGUUCCAAAUUACAGAAAGGCCCUCUUCCAUAGACUCCAUAUAAGCAAAUAAUUCUAAUUUUUAAAAAUGUCUUUUUCCUUUUUCUCUGUAAUAAUAAAACAGUAACUUGUACUUGAUUCCAACUAAGAUAUAAUUAAUUCUUAUUAGAGCAUAAAGAAGUAUUUUCGGUUUAUUUAAUAUUUAAAUGAUUUUUAGCAGAUUUAAGUUAUGGAGAUCCAAACUACAGAAAGAUCCCUUAUCUGGAAAACCCCUGGUCCCGAGCAUUCUGGAUAACAGGUCCCAUACCUGUACUUAUUUUACGAUUCAACUCUCCUCCUAUUAAGAUAUCUUUCAUUAAAAUGUAAUUUCAUGUGUCUUUUAUUCAAACCUCACCCUUGUUGCUAAGGUAAUUUGGAUCCUAGCAAACUAAGUGCUGAAACAGAGCUGCUGAACAAAAACUGAAAUUAUUUAAAAACUACAAAUAAUAAAAAAUGAAGACCAAUUGCAAAUUGUCUCCGUAUAUUACUCUCUACAUCAUAUUAAAAGUUAACUCAAAGUUGAACAACCCCUUUAACCGCAUUAGACCACUAAAGGAGACGGAAAAGUUAAAUCACUGGGGGAUGUGCUAAAUAGACACCUCCUAGUUAUUAUAAUCACUUUCCUGAUACUUACCUGCUUUUGUUAGCAGAAAGCUAUGCUGGCCUGGUUACUUCUGAGAGAGCACUAUGUGUAGUAGAGUAAAAAACAAACUUUUAGCAAAAAGCUGGAAAAAAAUGCUAUCCUGCUCUGAAGUCAGUGCACAGUAGAGUUGGAGGCUCUGUAUAUGGAGCAGAGUUUAUUAUUUCUCUGCAUAAAUAUUCUCAUAUAACUUCAUAUUCAUAUUUAGCGCACAGUACAAAAGCCAGUGUCUCUGAUAGCAUCUGAAAUGCUAUAUUGGGCACGAAUCUGACAACAUUUCAUUAGAGCAAUUGGAUUCCUCGGUUUCCAAACGGUUACAGAGUGUUGUUAAAAAGAAAGCGGGUGCAACACAGUGGGAAACAUGCCCCUCUACAACUUUUCUAAAACAUUUUGCUGGGAUUAUAUUUAAAAUGAGUGUAUAUUUUUGAUAAAACAAUAAAAUUCUUUGGUUUCAA
Xenopus tropicalis (tropical clawed frog) is the source of this 2574-nucleotide messenger RNA. RefSeq names its product cyclin Q (gene ccnq). The transcript has 6 exons. Lineage: Eukaryota; Metazoa; Chordata; Amphibia; Anura; Pipidae. Gene Ontology annotation, molecular function: cyclin-dependent protein serine/threonine kinase regulator activity. The coding region runs from base 210 to 923 and encodes 237 amino acids. The record is from RefSeq and is marked validated. Gene Ontology annotation, biological process: regulation of transcription by RNA polymerase II.